Messenger RNA from Topomyia yanbarensis, 2749 nucleotides. RefSeq names its product mothers against decapentaplegic homolog 3 (gene Smox). The transcript has 8 exons. Gene Ontology annotation, cellular component: heteromeric SMAD protein complex. NCBI's taxonomy places the organism in Eukaryota, Metazoa, Arthropoda, Insecta, Diptera, Culicidae. Gene Ontology annotation, molecular function: I-SMAD binding; RNA polymerase II cis-regulatory region sequence-specific DNA binding; DNA-binding transcription factor activity, RNA polymerase II-specific. The coding region runs from base 419 to 1825 and encodes 468 amino acids. The record is from RefSeq and is a predicted model, not a curated record. Gene Ontology annotation, biological process: cell differentiation; SMAD protein signal transduction; regulation of transcription by RNA polymerase II.
ACCAACGAAUAUAAUAGCGAAUCAUACUUUUUCGGUGAAUUUCCUUCCUGUUGCAGCGGUGUGAGUGUUUUGAAUUUCGCAAAAUUUUCAGCCAAAUUGAUCAGAAUACUCCGGAAAAUAGCAUUUUUCCGUAGAUUGGGUGUCGCCACCUUCGGUAGGAAGUACUUGCAGACAACAUUUAUCCGUAAAAUCGGAUAUUUCCGUGGUUGAAAAUCUUUGUUAUCUUUUAGCUCGUGUUCCUAGUAGAGAAAAGACUCUAGAUUAAUAAUCGAUUUUCUCGGCAGUGUAUUGUGAAACCGAGUGCGUAGUUUCUCUGCACACCGAGUGCUGAAGAGAAACCAAUUAAAGUUUGGACCGGUUUUUCCGGAUUCACCGGAAGAUAACCUAUAGCCUUCGUCGCCGAGGUUCCUUGGAAGAUAUGUUGCCCUUCAGCCCUCCGAUUGUGAAACGUCUGCUGGGCUGGAAGAAAGCAUCGCCGGACGAUUCCGUGGAAGGUAAAUGGUGUGAGAAAGCAGUAAAAAGUCUGGUUAAAAAGUUGAAAAAGUCCGGCGCCCUAGAAGAACUGGAACGGGCUAUCACGACACAAAAUUGCAACACCAAAUGUGUCACGAUCCCAAGAGCCCGCCCAGCCAAUGGUGAAAAUGGAGUUGCGUUGAGGAAAGGCCUUCCACACGUUAUCUACUGCAGACUUUGGCGCUGGCCCGAUCUUCAGAGUCAAGCCGAACUGAAAGCGCUGGAUAUUUGCGAAUACGCGUACCACUUGAAAAAAGACGAAGUGUGCAUCAACCCGUAUCAUUAUACCAAAAUCGACUCACAAUCGCAGCAACCGUUGACGAUCCUCGUGCCGAAGAACCUAUCCACAUCUCAGGGAGGCGAAGGUUCCGUUACCUAUACCUUGGAUGAUUUGAGCAAUACCGUACCGGUUAACAUUCAGUACAACAAUGCGCUGAAUGACAAUUAUGUAACCAGCCCACAGCCAGUACAGCAACAACCUCAGCAGCAACACCAAACCGCACCGUCAUACAUGGAGGUCACACUGGGUCAGCAGAUCCCGACCAACACCACGAUUAUGGACUCGGUGAAUGUCGGAGUGAGCACUAUUCCAAACACAGAAACACCUCCACCCGGAUACAUGUCGGAAGACGGUGAUCCUCUGGAUCAAAAUGAUAAUAUGACGGACAUGUCCCGCCUGUCCCCUGCCAUGGACGCACAACCGGUGAUGUAUCACGAGCCUGCGUUCUGGUGUUCGAUUAGCUAUUACGAGCUAAAUCUACGCGUCGGCGAAACCUUCCACGCCUCCCAGCCCUCGAUCACGGUAGACGGCUUUACGGAUCCAUCCAACUCAGAGAGAUUUUGUUUGGGACUACUGUCGAACGUAAACCGCAACGAGGUAGUCGAACAGACGCGUCGCCAUAUUGGCAAAGGUGUUCGAUUGUACUACAUCGGAGGUGAGGUGUUCGCUGAAUGUCUCAGUGAUUCUAGCAUCUUUGUACAAAGUCCUAAUUGUAAUCAGCGGUAUGGCUGGCAUCCGGCUACCGUGUGUAAGAUACCACCUGGAUGUAAUCUAAAGAUUUUCAACAAUCAGGAAUUCGCAGCUUUAUUGUCACAGUCCGUUUCGCAGGGGUUCGAGGCGGUCUACCAACUCACACGAAUGUGCACAAUUAGAAUGUCCUUCGUCAAGGGAUGGGGCGCAGAGUAUAGACGACAAACUGUUACCUCAACACCGUGCUGGAUUGAAUUGCAUUUAAACGGUCCACUACAGUGGCUGGACCGCGUUCUAACCCAGAUGGGUUCACCACGAUUGCCAUGUAGUUCUAUGUCAUAAAACAAUGUAACCUGCAAGAAGCGAAAUGAAAUUGUGACACGCUGAAAACAAAUAUCAGACAAACUACAAAUUCGUACUAUUAAGGAAUGUCAAGAAAUACGAGAGAUAUUGUAAGUGAAACGACCGAUACCAGUUUUGGUUAGUUUAGUUUUAAGUUUGGAACAUUUUUUUCUGUUUGAUAAAUACUGCUGUUUCAAUAGCGCUAAAACAUCCCAAGCUUCCUUCAUAAGAGUAGCGAAAACAGUUGAGAUCAGGCCAAAAAGGCAGUUAAUUUUUUUUUUCGAAACGUGUACAGACAACAAGAAUGCGUAUAAUUAUUAACUAACUAUUAGAAUAUUUUUAUGUUGGCAGUGUCCCCAUUCAACUACUAUUUUUUAUAAGUAUAACGUUUGUGUUUUGCUAAUAAACGGGAGAGUAUUCUUCCAAUCGUACUGCUAUGAGCAUUAUAUUGAAGAAAAUCAAUCAAAUGUAGUUUCAUAAUACCACAAAGUUUGUUAUAACAUAUUUUUAUGAAACUGUUGAAGGCAAACGGAACGUGAAAUUCAAAAUUUCCCAAAUUUUAAGUCGUUGACACAAAGGUACAGAUUCGGUGCAUUGGAGAUACUCGAAUAUAAGACAAAAAUUAAUAAUAUUGGUAAACGUAUAGAUUUGAGAGAGAACGGUUAAUUUGGUUUUUAUUUCAAAAGUAGAAGUCAACUGAAUGACAAUUAAAACACAGCGUACUAUUUUCGGAGAAGGUUCAAUGAACGUUUUGAAGUGAUACGACAUAGGAUUAGGAGAGAGAGUAAAAGCAAAAGUAACGCAUAUAUGACGUUUGUGAUUUGUAUCCUUUGUCCUUUCUUUUCGAAAGAAAUGUCAAAUGGUUGAAAUAUUAGUAAGACACAAUUUAGCGAUUAGUUGCUUGAAAUACAUAAUAAAAAUACA